This is a messenger RNA of Micromonas pusilla CCMP1545, 1188 nucleotides long. Its product is annotated as histone deacetylase. Gene Ontology annotation, molecular function: NAD+ binding. NCBI's taxonomy places the organism in Eukaryota, Viridiplantae, Chlorophyta, Mamiellophyceae, Mamiellales, Mamiellaceae. The coding region runs from base 1 to 1188 and encodes 395 amino acids. The transcript has 2 exons. Gene Ontology annotation, cellular component: nucleus. The record is from RefSeq and is a predicted model, not a curated record.
AUGGCGCACCUGUGCCCGCGCUACCCGCAGCGCGCGAUGUUCCUCGCCGCCGCGCGCGGGCGCGCGCGCGUGCGGCGGAUGAGCGCCGCGCGCGCCGCGCUCGCGGUCCCGGAGCCGCACCGGGGCGGCGCGACGACGAGAUCCGAGGACGCGCGACGCGAAAACGUCGACGUCGCCACGGCGUCGAACAACGUCGUGCCGUUCCGACGGAAGCUCCCGGAGACGGUCCCGGACGCGCCGCCGGCGUCCGCGGAAGAAGUCAACAUCGCGGCACCCGCGAUCUCACCGCGCGAACGAUCGAUCGAACCUUCUCUUCCUUCAGUGCGCGCGCUCGCGUCGUUCAUCACCGCGGCGGAGCGCCUCCUCGUCAUCACCGGCGCCGGGUGCUCCACCGAGAGCGCGAUCCCGGACUACCGCUCCCCCAAGGGCGCGUACUCGACCGGGUUCAAGCCGAUGACGCAUCAAGAUUUCCUCCGCGCCGACGGCAACCGCAAGCGCUACUGGGCGCGGUCGUUCGUCGGGUGGAAAAAAUUCGCGGAGGGGACGUCGCCGAACCGCGCGCACGUCGCGCUCGCCGCGCUCCAGCGCGAAGGCCACGUGUGGCGGCUCAUCACACAGAACGUGGACAGGUUACAUCACGCCGCCGGGAGCGAGGACGCGCUGGAGCUGCACGGGACGACGCACGAGGUGAUCUGUUUGAACUGCGACGACGUCACGCCGCGGACGCGGAUGCAACGACGGCUGAUCGAGCUCAAUCCGACGUUUUUAGGGAGCACCCUUCGCGACGCGGAGGACGUCGUGAAGAGACAGAACCCGGACGGCGACGUCGAGCUCGACGGCGGCGUCGAGAAGACGUUUAAACUCCCGACGUGUUUGAAGUGCGGGACCGGGACGCUGAAGCCGAAAGUCGUGUUUUUCGGCGACUGCGUCCCGGCGAAAGACGCGAGCGUCGCGAAAGCGUGGAGCGAGCGCGCGGACGCGGUGCUCGUCGUCGGGUCGUCCGUGUCCACGUUCAGCGCGUACAAGCUCGUGAAGGAGGCGGUCACGAGAGGCGCCCCGGUGGCGAUACUCACCAACGGCGACACGCGCGUCGACGACGUCGCGGAUUUGAAAGUGCGCGCGGUCGCGGGCGAGACGCUCUCACGGAUUCUCGACGUCGUUCGCAGAGAGGAGACGUACGGGUACUGA